UAUAACCAGAGAGGGGCCACUAUGUCUGAGGUGCGAAAAUUCACAAAGAGGUUAAGCAAACCCGGGACGGCCGCGGAAGUGAGGCAGAGCGUGUCGGAGGCAGUGAAGAGCUCCGUGGACCUUGUGGAGCAGCCAAAGAUCAUCGAACCACUGGACUACGAGGCUGUGGUGUUUCAGAGAAAGGCCCAGAUCCACAGCGACCCCCACCGAGACCUGCUGCUCUGCCCCGUCGACGAUGUCUCGGAGUCGCAGAUCGUCCGGCAGAGGAGGACCGUUGUUCCCUCUGUGCCUCAGAAUGCCGAGCGGGAGGCCAGGAGUCUGUUUGCCAAAGAGUGCAUCAAGACGUACAACACCGACUGGCAUGUAAUCAACUACAAAUACGAAGCUUACUCUGGUGACUUCCGCAUGUUGCCAAGCAAAGGCCUGAAGACAGACAAGCUGCCGGCUCAUGUGUUCGAGAUCGAUGAAGACGCCAAAGACGAGGACUCGGCAUCGCUGUGCUCCCAGAGGGGAGGCAUCAUGAAGCAGGGCUGGCUUCAGAAAGCCAACAUCAACAGCAGCCUGUCUGUCUCCAUGAGGGUGUUCAAAAGGAGGUACUUCUACUUGUCCCAGCUCCCUGACGGCUCCUACAUACUCAACUCCUACAAGGAUGAGAAGAACUGCAAGGAUACCAAAGGAUCCAUCUACCUGGACUCCUGCAUAGACGUUGUUCAGAGCCCUAAGAUGCGGCGUAAUGGCUUCGAGCUGAAGAUGCAGGACCGCUACAGCCACUUCCUGGCCGCGGACAGCGAAGCAGAGAUGGAGGAGUGGGUGGUCACCCUGAAACAGGCUCUGCAGAGCACCACUGAGGCCAGCCAGGACAGAAGGAACGGUGCAGAGACACUGGACUGUGCCCUGGAUGACGAUACCACCAGCCAAGGUAAAGGGGAGAGCCUGCUGGAGAGCCUGGGGAGGAGCUUACAGCCUGAACUUGUGAAGUUUGCCAGGGAGACGGACCAGCUCAAUAAGAUCAACAGGAAUGAAGGCAGACAAAAGCUUUUCUCUCUGGAUCCUGAGACACAGAGGCUGGACUUCUCAGGCAUCGAGCCAGAUGUGAAGCCAUUUGAGGAGCGCUUUGGCCGCCGCAUCGUGGUCAGCUGCCACGACCUGACCUUCAGUCUCCAGGGCUGCGUUAGUGAGAAGGGUGACGGCGUCCUCACUAACGUGGAGCCAUUCUUCAUCAGCCUCGCUCUCUUCGAUGUCUCCAAGAGCUGCAAAAUCUCGGCCGACUUCCACGUCGACCUCAACCCGCCCUGUGUCAGGGAGAUGCUGACCGACGCCUCAGGCCAGCUCUCGCCUUCAUCUGACUCAGACGGUGGAGGAGGAGGAGGAGGAGUCCGGGAGGGAGGAGGGGGAGGUGGAGUCAUGGUGAACGGAGACUCGGGGAAAGGGAACGGCCUGCCUGUUCUUCAGAGGGUGUCGGAGGCUCUGCUGCGCUUCCCUACACAGGGUAUCUUUUCAGUGACCAACCCCCAUGCAGAUAUCUUCCUGGUGGCCCGGGUAGAGAAGGUGUUACAGAACGGCAUCACACACUGUGCCGAGCCGUACAUCAAGACCUCCGACAUCAACAAGACUGCUCAGAAGGUGCUCAAAGCUGCCAAGCAGACAUGCCAACGCUUGGGCCAGUACAGGAUGCCUUUCGCCUGGGCUGCCAAGCAGGUGUUCAAAGACGCUCAGGGCAGCCUGGACAUGGAUGGGAAGUUUUCUCCUCUCUACCGCCAGGACAGCAGCAAAAUCUCCACUGACGACAUCAUCAAGCUGCUGGCAGACAUCAGGAAACCUGAGAAGAGCAAACUUCAGACCAUCCCUGGACAGCUGAAUGUCACCAUUGAAUGUGUCCCACCUGACUUCUCAAAUACGGUGACUUCCUCUUACAUUCCCGUCAAGCCAUUCGAGGACGGCUGCGAGCGGGUGUCGGUGGAGGUCGAGGAGUUUCUCCCCGAGGAGGCCAAGUACAACUACCCCUUCACCACCUACAAGAACCAGCUCUACAUCUACCCCCUGCAGCUCAAAUACGACAACCAGAAGACCUUCACCAAGGCUAGAAACAUUGCAGUCUGCAUCCAGUUCCGAGAUUCAGAUGACGAAAGUGCAGCCCCUUUAAAGUGCAUCUACGGCAAGCCAGGAGACUCGCUCUUCACCGGCAGCACCUACGCUGCCGUCCUGCACCACAAUCAGAGCCCGGAGUUCUACGACGAGGUUAAGAUUGAGCUUCCGGUCCACAUGCACGAGAAACACCACAUCCUCUUCACUUUUUACCAUAUCAGCUGUGAGUCCAGCAGCAAGGCCAGCAGCAAGAAGAGAGAGGGAGUGGAGUCACUGGUGGGUUACUCCUGGAUGCCUUUGCUAAAAGACGGGAGGAUGCAGUCAGUAGAGGUCCAGCUGCCUGUAGCCGCCACCUUGCCUCCAGGAUACCUGAGCCAGGACACCAGGAAGUCCCAAUCAGAUAUCAAGUGGGUGGAAAAUGCCAAGACACUGUUCAAAGUGAAGACCCAUGUGGCAUCAACAAUAUAUGCUCAGGACCUGCAUCUACACAAAUUCUUCCAGCACUGCCAGCUGAUGAGGUCAACAUCAGAGGCCAACCAAGCAGAACUUAUAAAAUACCUGAAGUGCCUUCAUGCCAUGGAGACUCAUGUAAUCGUCAACUUCCUACCAACGGUGCUGAUGCAGCUGUUUGAGGUUCUCACAGCAGCAACCAAAGAAGCCCAUGAGAUUGCUGUCAACUCGCUGCGUGUGAUCAUACAUAUAGUCUCCAGAUGUCACGAGGAGGGUCUGGAACAUUACCUGCGCUCUUUUGUCAAGUAUGUGUUUGUGACCAACAACCCUGCGUCAGGAAACUCAGCGACCACUCAUGAGUUGCUGGCCACCGCUGUGACAGCCAUCCUCAAGCACACUGCUGAUUUCAACACCAGCAAUAAACUGCUCAAGUACUCCUGGUUUUUCCUUGAAACCAUGGCCAAAUCCAUGGCCCAGUACCUGCAAGAGGGCAAUCGCAUGAAGAUGCCACGGGCCCAGCGCUUCCCCGACAGUUUCCACCAGGCCCUGCAGUCGCUGGUGUUGUCCAUCAUGCCGCACAUUACCAUCCGCCACAUGGAAAUUCCGGAGGAAGCUCGCUGCAUCAACCUGAGCCUGGCCAAUUUUAUCAAGAGGUGCCUGACCGUCAUGAACAGGGGCUUCGUCUUUGGCCUCGUCAACCACUACAUGUGUCAUUUCGGUCUCAAAGAUCCCAAGGUGCUGACUGAAAUGAAAUUUGAUUUCCUCAUGACAUUGUCCAACCACGAACACUUCAUCCCUCUCAACCUGCCCAUGGCUUUUGGGCGCACCAAGCUGCAGAGGGUACAAGAUUUUAUUCCGUAUGCGACGGAGCUUUUUGGCCCUGUAGAGCAGAGUCUGGAGUUCAGCCUGACGGAGGAAUACUGCCGUAACCAUUUCCUGGUGGGUCUUCUGCUGAGAGAAGUGGCAGAGGCCUUACAGCAGGGGCCCGAGGUCAGACAGCUGGCCGUGAGCGUUCUCAAGAACCUCCUCAUUAAACACGCCAUGGAUGACCGCUACACAGCGUAUAAGAACCAGCAGGCCAGGAUCUGUUUGCUCUACCUGCCACUUUUCGAGCUGCUCUACCAGAACUUGAAGCAGCUGUCUGCCCAGCCGCACACCUCCAGUCCUGGACUCGGCCUCAACGGCUCCAGAGAUGACCUGAUAUCAACCGGUUCCACAGACAGCAGGAGAAUCAGCACCGCAAUCGAAAGAGACCAUGGUCUGCCAGCUCAGAAUGGCCACGUCGUGAGGCGAGAGGACUCCAGAGGCUCCCUGUUUAUGGACCCAGGAACACCAGACAGCAUCGAGCUGCAGAGGCGUGGCUCCACCAUGAGCACCAGCGCCAUGCCUCCCAUCGGCAAACUGGGCCAAUAUGAGAUCAAGGGUCUCCUGCUUUCCUUCCUGCACAUCGUCAAGACCUUGUCAGAGGACACCCUCAAUGCCUACUGGAACAAAAUCAACCCUCAAGACAUCAUGAACUUCCUCAGUUUGCUAGAGAUCUGUCUGAACCAGUUUCGAUACAUUGGAAAAAGGAACAUUGGCAGGAGUCAGGAGGUGUGCAUGUCGAAGCUGUUCUCCUCAGACAGGAAAUCUCAGACAAUGCCAGCUAUGCGCUGCAACCGAGCCAGCCUCAUGCAGACUAAGAUACACCAGUUCAGCACCAUGGAAGCCUCCCUCACACUCAAUAUAGGGACGGGGCCAUCGGAAGCAGAAAUCCACCAUCAGGCUCUGCUGGAGGGCAACAUCUCCACUGAGGUCUGCCUGAGCGUCCUGGAUGUCCUCUCCCUUUUCACUCAGUGUUUCAAGCCUGACCUUCCUUAAAGUCAGUCAAUCAGAGGCUGCCCUCAGGCACGUUUUCUCCGCACUCAGGGCUUUCAUUAACAAGUUCCCGUCGGUGCUGUUCAAGGGCCGCGUGACGCUGUGUGAGGCUCUGUGCUGCGAGGUGCUCAAGUGCUGCGUCUCCAAGCUGGGCUCCCUGAGGGCCGAGGCUUCCGCCCUACUCUACCUGCUGAUGAGGAACAACUACGAGUACACCAAGAGGAAGACCUUCCUACGCACGCACCUGCAGAUCAUCAUCGCCGUGAGCCAGUUGAUCUCCGACGUGGCGCUGACUGGAAGUUCACGCUUCCAGGAGUCUCUCUCCAUCAUCAACAACUUUGCCAAUAGUGACAAGGCCAUGAAGUCCACGGCGUUCCCCUCUGAAGUGAAGGGUCUGACCAAGCGGAUCCGUACGGUGCUGAUGGCCACGGCCCAGAUGAGGGAGCAUGAGAAAGACCCGGAGAUGCUGCUAGACCUCCAGUACAGCCUGGCACGGUCUUACGCCAGCACCCCCGAACUAAGACGAACCUGGCUGGACAGCAUGGCCCGAGCACACCUCAAGAACGGAGAUCUCUCGGAGGCAGCCAUGUGUUAUGUUCAUGUGGCAGCACUGGUUGCAGAAUACCUGCACAGGAAAAAGCUGUUCCCCAGCGGCCUUGCAGCUUUCAAGAAGAUUACCCUGAACAUCGAAGAGGAGGCCGCCAUGAGGGAAGACACCGGAAUGCAAGAUGUCUAUUACACAGAGGAAGUCUUGGUGGAACACCUUGAGGUGUGCGUGGAGGCACUGUGGAAAGCUGAACGCUAUGAGCUCAUCACACACAUUGCCAAACUCAUCAUCCCCAUCUAUGAGAAGCGGCACGAGUACGAGAAACUAAGCCGACUUUACGACACUCUGCACAGGGCAUACAAUAAGAUAAUGGAGGUUAUACAAUCUGGCCGCAGGCUGCUUGGGACGUACUUCAGAGUGGCUUUUUACGGACAGGGCUUCUUCGAGGAGGAGGACGGGAAGGAGUACAUUUACAAAGAGCCCAAACUCACUGGCCUGUCCGAGAUCUCUCAGCGGCUGGUGACACUCUACGGGGAAAAGUUUGGGCCGGAAAACGUCAAGAUAAUUCAGGACUCAAACAAGGUAAACCCCAAAGACCUGGACCCCAAGUUCGCCUAUGUCCAGGUGACGUUUGUGAAGCCGUACUUCGAGGAAAAGGAGGCACCGGAGAAGAAGACUGACUUUGAGAAGUGCCACAACAUCAACCAGUUUGUGUUCGAGACUCCUUACACGCUGUCGGGCAAAAAACACGGCGGUGUGGAGGAGCAGUGCAAGAGGAGGAUCGUUCUCAAAACUGCCAACACCUUCCCGUAUGUGAAGAAGCGCGUGGAGGUGGUGGAUGAGAAGAAGGUGGAGCUUAAGCCGGUGGAUGUGGCCAUAGAUGAGAUGAAGGCACGAACAGCCGAGUUGACCAAACUCUGCUCCAGCCAGGAGGUGGACAUGAUCCAACUGCAGCUCAAACUGCAGGGCUGCGUCUCUGUGCAGGUGAAUGCAGGUCCAAUGGCCUACGCCAGAGCGUUCUUGGAUGACAGUAAAUCCAACCAGUCUGGCAACAAGAAAGUAAAAGACCUCAAGGACAUUUUCAGGCGUUUUGUCCAGGCUUGCAGUAUAGCUCUGGACAUAAACGAGCGUAUAAUCAAAGAGGACCAAUUUGAGUAUCACGAGGGCCUGAAGGCCAACUUCAAGGAAAUGGUAAAGGAGCUAUCUGACAUCAUCCACGAGCAGAUCUACCAGGAGGACAUGAUGCGCUCGCUGUUACAAAACUCCCUCCAUGUGUUUCGUGCCAUCAGCGGGACGUCCACAGACCUGGGCUGACCUCUGUACCGCCGGACCUCCCCCCCCCCCCCC
Messenger RNA from Morone saxatilis (striped sea-bass), 6286 nucleotides. RefSeq names its product dedicator of cytokinesis 11 (gene dock11). Gene Ontology annotation, biological process: small GTPase-mediated signal transduction; positive regulation of filopodium assembly; positive regulation of GTPase activity. Lineage: Eukaryota; Metazoa; Chordata; Actinopteri; Moronidae. Gene Ontology annotation, molecular function: guanyl-nucleotide exchange factor activity. The record is from RefSeq and is a predicted model, not a curated record.